AUUACCACAAAAAAAAUGCAAAAGGACCACAUUGAAAGACCAAACGAUGAAAGAGAGAGCCAAACAACUUCAAAGAGACACAAAAUAACCACAAAAAGAUGCAAUACAACCACAAAGACAGAUUUAACAAUCACAAAGGGAUACAAAGCGACCACAAAGACAGACCAAACGAAAACAGAGAUCCAAACAACUGCAAAGAGACACUAAACUACCACAACAAGAUGCAAAACAAUCACAAAGAGACACAAAAUAACCACAAAAAUAUGCAAUACGACCACAAAGACAUAUUUAACGAUCACAAAGAGACACAAAAGAUGACAUAGAGACACAAAACAACUGCAAAGAGAUACAAAUUGACCACAAAGAGACGUAGCUGUGUCUUUUGUAGUCACUUAGUGUCUCUUUCAGUCUGGGUGUCUCCUAUGUAUAGAGGGUGGGGGGCCUUGUUACAUAUCUGUGCCCAGGGGCCCAGAGGCUCAUAAUCCGUCCAUGCAAAUGUGUGUGUAUCCAGGCUCUGCGCCUUCAAGUGGAAUAAAGUGAAACACUCGACAUUUAUGAGUCAGGGAGUGUAAACACUGAAGGACAGAUGUCAGUCGCCGGAUUCUUCCACUGGAACACUUCUCCACAAACCCUCCAUGACCGUCCUGUGUGACAAUCACUCCCCUCCCUCCUCCUCCUCUCAGCGCAGGAACAAAAAGACAUCUGAGCUAUGUGGAUGGGGAAGAAAAAUCACAGCACUUUGUACAGCGGCCACCGCGCUCCGGUUUCACAGAGUCUCUGACAGGCGGAGCGGUUUUUACGCAUAGCCUCCAGUCCUGCGGGGCAUUGUAGACAUUGUUUAGUAGCUGUGUAGUAGACUCCUGAGAAGACACCGGAGCAGCGCAGUCUCUGAUAACUGGAUACCUGAGUCCAAAGUAAGAGAAAAAGAGAAGCGCUUGCAUGGAGACCCGGACUGUAGCUGCGUAAAGGCGUGACGCAUGGACUUUUUAUGUUUAAGACAUAUAUUUUGACCGACAGAGCAGCGUUUUUUGGUUGUUGUUCAGAUUGAACUUCACAUUUUGACGCGUAAAAGAAGAAGGAAACAAGACUUUAAGGGUCCGCGUAAAGUCUCUCCUCGGACGUUUUCGACCUUGACUUCACUUUAAAAGUGACGCACAACAUGUUGUGAGAUAGAUAUUUCCCGCGGUGUUAUUUACUCAUUAAUCACGGGCUGCUUGGAGACAAGACUGAACAGGUUGGAGGGUGCUGAGACUCCACAAGAGACUGGCCAGAGGAAAAAGGGAUUUUUUUGGCCGCGUAAAAAACGAGGAGGAGGCGCCUCUCGCGUUGAAGCAGAACCGCUUUAGAUGGAUUCUUCAUGUUUGCUUCAGCCUCAGUGGAGACAGCCUGCUCUGGACAUUUACAAGCCGUGACAAUAAGGUGUCAAACAUGAGGCAUCGCAGCGUAUGGAUAGCCAAAAACAUGAGCUGCGCCAAGAAGCGUGGAAGAAGCGGCUCUCCUGUCCUCCCCGGUGCGCACUUGGAGCAGAAAGCGCACUGGACAGCUGGUGGGACCAGAUGGAGGGUUCGGAAGAAGGAUAGACAGGAGAUUACCUCUGUGAUGUCAGCAAAGGCCAAGGUGCUGCUCUUGGUGCUCCUCUCUCUGCUGCCUUUAGUUGAAGGAGCUCAUAUGAAAGCGGGUGCUGCUGCUGUGGGAUCAGACUCGGGCCCCGCCGUGAGUCUGCUGGCAGGCCAGGAGGAGCGAGAGCUUCCUGUGACGCUGCCAGAGGUGGCGGAGGACGAGGAGCAGGAAGACGACAGUGACCCUUACUCCACUUGGCACGCUGUCUACGACCCCUUUGUAAUAGACGAGGUGGAUGACCAUCACAGCAGUCGCUGGGCUGGACGCUCUCCUCGCUCCUCUGACCCCACAGAACCUCAACCCAAGGGUUCGCCAAAGAAAAAGAAGAGGAGAAGGAAGAAAGAAGAAGAGGAAGAGACAGGGAGAGCAGAUAGAAAGCGUAAAGGUAGGGGGCGGCAGCCGAAGCAGAGCAACAAGGACUGCCGGGUGGAGAAGAGGGAGAUGAAGGUGCGGGACCUGGGCCUGGGCUUCGACUCGGACGAGAUCGUCCUCUUCAAGUUCUGCGUGGGUUCCUGCCAGUCCUCCAGGACAAACUACGACUUGGCACUGAAGGCGCUGCUGGAGAACAGCUCCCUGCCUCAGCACAUCGCCCGCAAGGUCAGCAAACAGCCCUGCUGCCGGCCAGACCGGUACGAGCCGGUUUCCUUCAUGGACGCCCAGACCACGUGGAGGACCAUCCAGUCGUUAUCAGCCGCCAGCUGCAUGUGUAUGGGCUGAAGAAGGUGAAGAGGAGGGGUGUCAACCAUCCUGAGAGGCUCAGAGGGAGGUACUAGCAGGGAGGAGCCAGAGGGGGGCGCUGAAACACACACAGGAAGGGAUGGAGGCAGCUUGUUGGCUGCUGUGGUGUCGUUCCUGUUCAGGAGGAAGAGGUCUGGGUGCAGCUGGACGAUUGAGGUCAAAAUCAGAGACGGAGGGGAAAUUAUCACAGUCUGGAUUUAUUGUUAUGUCUUCAAAGAGUGAAUUUCUUUCAACUUAAUAACUGGUAACUAUUGCAGGAGCGGUUCAUACACAGAAAAGAGACUCCAUAUGUGACCUGAAGGCUGGAGCUCAAGAGAUAUAAAGAAUAGACACAAGUAAACGACUGACACUGUUUAUAUUCUGACAAAAAAAGACUGAUAUGAUGUUCACUAUCACUCACAGUGAAGCCUGCUCCUCUCAAAAGCUAUAUCUUUUUUUUUUCCACAUAAAAACAGGGAUAUUACAUUGUAUCGUUUCUAUGUUCAGGUGAACUCAGCCAAAUGGAUGCCAUGCAUCUUCAUGUAUUACUGUAUAAAAGUAACAUAUAUUUAUUUCUGAUAAAUUAUUUAUUUAUUAUAGCUUCAUAUGAGAGCUGUCUUUAUUAACUCUAUUGUAGAUAAAUAUCUAUUUAUUAUUGCAGAUUCAGAUUUCAUGUCGACAGUUACUUCUUCUCGCAUACAGUACAUACAUUUAUUUUAUUUUUUAGAGGUGCUCAUUUUCAUAUUUAUCCAUGAUAAACCUGGCCUGAACAGCCAAUUCUGGGCAGAAUUAGAUUAGAUGAAUUUUGGAAAGUAAUUGAGUGAUUUUCUAAAACAAAACCAUCAUCUAAAAACUCUUCUCUCUUACAUUUCGUUUCAGACAGACUUAGAAAAAAUUAAAUUCCUGGUUGUAUUUUCACGGCUCCCGUUUGUAUAAUGUAUUAUAAACA
This is a messenger RNA of Centropristis striata (black sea bass), 3286 nucleotides long. RefSeq names its product artemin. Gene Ontology annotation, molecular function: growth factor activity; receptor tyrosine kinase binding; glial cell-derived neurotrophic factor receptor binding. Bases 1429 to 2337 code for a protein of 302 amino acids. The transcript has 5 exons. The record is from RefSeq and is a predicted model, not a curated record. NCBI's taxonomy places the organism in Eukaryota, Metazoa, Chordata, Actinopteri, Perciformes, Serranidae.